This is a messenger RNA of Empidonax traillii (willow flycatcher), 3752 nucleotides long. RefSeq names its product EFR3 homolog A (gene EFR3A). Lineage: Eukaryota; Metazoa; Chordata; Aves; Passeriformes; Tyrannidae. The transcript is spliced from 23 exons. Gene Ontology annotation, biological process: protein localization to plasma membrane. Gene Ontology annotation, cellular component: plasma membrane. The record is from RefSeq and is a predicted model, not a curated record. The coding region runs from base 89 to 2638 and encodes 849 amino acids.
GAGCCCUCUCGGGAACUGCUGCUAUGGGAGUGUGAGAGAGCAAAUUUCCGAGCAAGGAGAGUUCCCAGGGAGUAAAAUCAUAUCCAGGAUGAGGCAGUAUGUGCAAGUCCCAACUGUUGAGCAAGAAAAAGCCUAUGAUUAUAAUUCUGCCUUUGAACCGAGACCGUGUAUGUGUUUGGGAGUUUGCUGUUGCUGUGCUGCGCUGAGACCUCGCUACAAGCGUCUGGUGGAUAACAUAUUUCCUGAAGAUCCAAAAGAUGGUCUUGUUAAAGCCGACAUGGAGAAGUUGACUUUCUAUGCGGUUUCUGCACCAGAAAAGCUGGAUCGAAUUGGGGCUUACCUGGCAGAGAGACUGAGCAGGGAUGUCGUCAGACACCGUUAUGGUUAUGUUUUAAUUGCCAUGGAGGCACUGGACCAACUUCUGAUGGCUUGUCAUUCUCAAAGCAUAAAACCAUUUGUGGAAAGUUUCCUUCACAUGGUGGCCAAGCUUCUGGAAUCAGGUGAACCAAAGCUGCAAGUCCUUGGAACUAAUUCUUUUGUCAAAUUUGCCAACAUUGAGGAAGACACACCUUCCUAUCACAGACGCUACGACUUCUUUGUGUCUCGGUUCAGUGCCAUGUGCCACUCAUGUUACCCCGAUCCAGAAAUACAAACCGAGAUCAGAAUUGCUGGAAUCAGGGGCAUUCAGGGAGUGGUUCGAAAAACAGUUAAUGAUGAACUUCGAGCAACUAUAUGGGAACCUCAGCACAUGGACAAGAUCGUACCAUCAUUGCUGUUCAACAUGCAGAAAAUAGAAGAUAUUGACAGCAGAAUAGGCCCUCCAUCCUCUCCCACAGGAGGAGAGAAAGAGGAAAAUCCUGCUCUGCUGGCUGAGAAUUGUUUCAGAGAGCUACUAGGACGAGCAACCUAUGGAAACAUGAAUAAUGCUGUCAGACCAGUUUUUGCACAUUUAGACCAUCAUAGACUAUGGGAUCCAAAUGAAUUUGCUGUUUCCUGCUUUAAAAUCAUCAUGUAUUCGAUACAGGCACAAUAUUCCCAUCAUGUCAUACAAGAAAUCCUUGGCCACCUUGACGUCCGCAAAAGGGACUCACCACGAGUUCGUGCUGGCAUUAUUCAGGUUCUUUUGGAAGCAGUUGCAAUAGCAGCUAAAGGAUCAAUAGGCCCGACAGUUCUGGAGGUGUUUAAUACCUUGUUGAAGCACUUGCGCAUCAGCGUUGACUUCGAGCUGGGUGACAGGCGCAGCUCAGCGGGAAGUGCCACCUUCAGCACGAGCUCCAAGGAGAGUGAUGAGAGGAUUGUCCAGAAUGCAAUUAUUCAGACAAUUGGAUUUUUUGGAAGCAAUCUCCCAGAUUACCAGAGAUCAGAGAUUAUGAUGUUCAUUAUGGGCAAAGUACCUGUUUUGGGGACUUCACAGUCACUGGAUACCAGCCACCUUGGAGAUUUGGGAACUAGAAGGAUUCAAAUCAUGUUACUGAGAUCUUUACUUAUGGUGACUUCAGGAUACAAAGCCACAACGAUCAGUAAUGCACUUCCUGCCCCGUUCCUGGACCCGUUACUGUCUCCUUCCCUCAUGGAGGACUCUGAGCUCAGGCAGCUGGUCCUGGAAAUCCUGCACAACCUCAUCGAUCGGCAUGACAACAGAGCGAAGCUCAGGGGGAUACGAAUAAUACCAGAUGUUUCUGAUCUAAAGAUAAAACGAGACAAGAUUUCAAGGCAAGAUGUGAGCUUCAUGAAAAAGCAUGGUCAGCAGUUGUACAGACACAUCUACUUAGGCUGCAAAGAAGAAGACAAUGUCCAGAAAAACUUUGAACUGCUGUUUACAUCUCUAGCUCUUACCACAAUUGAACUGGCCAACGAAGAAGUGGUUAUUGACCUCAUUCGAUUAGCUAUUGCCUUGCAGGACAUUGCCAUCAUCAACGAGGAUAAUCUGCCAAUGUUUAAUCGCUGUGGUGUAAUGGCAUUGGUUGCAGCUUAUCUAAACUUUCUGAGUCAGAUGAUUGCAGUCCCUGCCUUUUGUCAGCAUGUCAGCAAGGUCAUUGAAACUAGAAGUGUGGAAGCAUCUUAUUUUCUCCCAGAAACAAUUUUCAAAGACAAAUGCGAUCUUCCAAAAUCCUUAGAGAAGCAUGAAAAAGAUUUAUUUUUCCUGACGAACAAGAUUGCAGAAUCAUUAGGAGGCAGUGGAUACAGUGUGGAAAGAUUGUCAGUUCCAUAUGUACCCCAGGUAACAGAUGAGGACAGACUCUCCAGGAGGAAAAGCAUUGUGGACACAGUGUCUCUUCAGGUGGAUAUUCUGCCUGGCAACAACACAGAGGACAAGAUUGAUAAUACUGAAGAAAUUACGUUUGAAGCUUUGAAGAAAGCCAUUGAUAACAAUGGACUCGAAGAACAGGAAAAGGAAAAACGGCGUCUGGUGAUUGAAAAGUUCCAAAAAGCGCCAUUUGAAGAAAUCGCAGCCCAGUGUGAAACCAAAGCAAACUUGCUUCAUGACAGACUUGCACAGAUACUGGAACUCACCAUUCGUUUAACAGUGCAAUCACAGCUGUUAGUGGAUGACGAAACAGCCCCUUAUCUACAGCAUUCCGUUGCGAUUUUUACUGCUGCAGCGUAUCAGCCUGAUCAGACCACAGCCUACACAUAAAUAGGACUCUAGCCUUUAGUUUUCACCUUUUUUUGUUGUUUUUUUUUUUUUUGUUGUUGUUUCUUUUUUUUAAGGUAAGACUAAUAGCUUUUUGGCCUAUAUAAAGAGUGUAAUUUUUUUAAACAGUAAAUCUAACCUAGGGAUACAAUGUAAAACACUUCUCCAUGCUGUCAUUUUUUUAAGAAUAUCACUCUGCACUUUUGUACAAAAAAAAAAUAAGUCUAAGAAGUAAAGAAUGUACUUCAGUUUGCACUUGUGCAGUAUGAAGACUGUGCUGUAAAUACAGGAUUGUUUCUGUGAUUGGAUUCUGUUGCAUGAAUGCUGCAUGUGAAAGUAACUAGAUUCAGCAUUUCAUUUUCUGUUCUUUUUAUGAAGUAUUUUUCAUUGAUGCUGAUGGUAGGUUUUCAUGUUUCCAGUGUUGAAAUGAGCUUUGUUUGGUAAAUGCAGGUGUUGUGCAGGUGUUGUGCAGGGAAUGAAGAGCUUGUAACACCCUGCGUGUUCAUGUGAUAUUUAAUUUCUUCCUUUCUGGAAGUUCAGGGAGUCUGUAAGUUGGUAAUUGGUUCACUUUGGCCUUUCUUGACAUAUGGGAGAUGGGAGAGACUGUAAAAUGUAUUGGUUUGGUAGCUAUUGAUUGGUAUAUGUAGCUAAUGAAUGAAACCAAAAGAAUUAAGAAUGCUGUUUGUUGUACAGUAUGAAGCUGCUGCGUUUCACUUCUCUUUUUAUGUUCUUCAGACAAGUUGCAGAACUUUAAAAGCUCCUUAUGCAAACUGGUCCUGUUUUAUCUGCAACACUUUGAGCACUGUCAUAAUGGUUAUAAAUUGGUACCCAGCUGUUUAAGUGUAUUCCAGCUGUUGCUUUGGGUUCUCUUUCCCAUUAUGUCAUUUUGAAAAAAAAAUAUAGCUUUUGUAGUGGGUCACUUUAAGGUAAAUUAAAUCUGUGGUAAUUUCAAAAGGUAGAAAUAGCCUGUUAUCCAAAAUCAGAGUAGGGCUAAUUUGUCUGUUGUUCCAAUGGUCAUAUAUUCUGUACUGUAUGUAAUGAACCAGUUUCAAUAAAUGUAAGAACACACUGUGCAAUCUAUAUUUAAGCAAUAAAAUAAACCAAAAUUUCAAAUUAA